UGUUUUGCUUACUACCCAACAGAUGUACCAGAUGCUACAUGGAACAGUUACGAGAACUUACAAAGGAUGAAUACACUUAUUACUUCAUUAAAACUGCCUCCACCUCCACCAGCGGCUGUUGAUGGCACAUGGGAGUCUGAAAGUAAUUUGUGUCUAGAAUACGCUCGAAGGUUAUCACCAGACACCGCCAGCCUGUUAAACAGGGUCAAGUGGAUUCUAGCUCGCACUCAGCGAGCAUUGAACGGUAUCGACUUACCUCUGGCCAGUCCCUGGCUAUCUGCAUCUCAGGUUCCCUGGCCACUCGUGCUUGAGGCAUGCGUAAAUUUUCGUCUAACCCCAUUACAUUCGGACCCAGGCUUAGAAGAGCAGGACGUUUAUUUCUUACCUGAGGAGUUAGAUGCAUUUUAUCCACCAACGCUUUGGAUGCAGUCGGUAAAUUUGUCAAAGAAGGAAGCGGCGAAAGCAAAGAGUCUAGAGUCGUCUAAACCAAAGAAGAGCAAAGACACCAAGUUACAAGAGUCAUUUCUAGAUAUGGAACAACAGUUUCAAGAUAUAACAGGUUUGUCUCGUACUCUCGCAACGCCAUCAGUACAGUCUACGCCGGUGGUCACGUCAUCCUAUUUAUCGGUUCCAACGAUCACGCCAUUGUUGGUAACGCCACCACUUGUCACUUCAGUACCACGUGCGUCUUCCAUGGUGAAAGAAUCUCCGUGUUCAUCUUCCCAGGCUGAAAUAAGGAUAAUGAACGAACAGCUAAAGUCUGCCGUGGACGAAGCUAAAAUGCAGUCUAGACGAUUUGAAGAAUUACUGAAAAGCGGUCUUAGUGACACUGGAAAUCCACGAGAACUGAGAGAGGGUUCGGGGAGGAAAAGGAAAGCGCAAAGCUUGGGAGAAAGCAAGAAGUCGCCAAAGUUCGUUGAGGGGGUGAACCUCCCGAAAGUUGAUGUAUCUUUCGGUUCUCUGGAAGAAAGCCUUCUCCACAUCAAUGCAACGCUGAAGUCACAAAGGCGUUCUGACCAAUUCACAGAAAGAAGGUUGAGUGAGUAUCUGGAUUCAUAGCAAAAAGCGGACCUAUGUUCCAAGGCUGCACCGAUUUAAGUGGGAAGUCUAUUUACUUUACUCAUCUUUCAAGCUCUAUGAGAUCUCUAGGUCUGAGCCCAAGGAAAGAAGACUGAGAGGCGGUGGAAAAGACAUACUCAAGCAACACAGGACCUAUUUUAAUGUUUACAGAGCCUCGUCAGUUAGCGAGCUGCAAGCAGGGCCGAAAUAAUACUGCGCGCGUGGUUGAGUAUUCGCGCGAUCAUUUUCGAUGGCUGCCUUUUAGGUUUUCUUUCUGUUCGCGUUUGGUUGACCCAGUUGCUGAUUAAUUCGAGGAGGUGUUUACUAUACUGCUUAUCGAGGCAUAUUUAGAUCCCAAAAACAAAGAAACCACCGAAGCAUGCCUUGAAAACUUCUUUUAAAAUUACCGACUGAAUAAAACGCCCUUUUGCACAAAAAGUGCUUUGUGGAACACGCCCAUUACUAAAAUAUCGGCAUAAAUAAACCAUCAAUGCUUCGACUUCUUCUACAGCACGGUUCUAAUUGGCUUGGCGAUUAAGAGGCUCAAGUUGGUGUAAAAUUGUAAGGUCGAUAUCCACUUUCAAUAGAAUGCGAGCAAUCAUUUUGAAUGGUAUCAGCUCAACUGUGCACAAACAACAGAAUUCUCUAAGGCCCGUUGGCUGUGCAUAAGCAAAUAGAGCGCAAGAAAUAAUUAUGCUUAAAUCUCAGCUGACAGCUUUUGGCGCCAAAAACUUAUUCCCUCAAAACAUUACUGUCAGUGUAUACCAAUGUAUACCAUAUGGGUUACAUAAUAGGUCGUAGCUUAGCGCUUACUGAAACAAAGGAAAGGUAACUGCAUAUGUGCCUUUGAUCACUCAGCUUGAGCAUUUUAAAAUUCAAACAAAUGACUCUUCCAUAGAACCCUGUCAGUUUAAAAUAACUUAUUUGCGAACGUUUUUUUUUUUUUCUUAUUUGUUUAUUUAUUUUCCUUUAUUUUUUGUCGCAGUGUUGUACAGGUACUUGGCAAGAUGUCUUCAUUUAUAUGUAAAUAGAUGUACAUCUAUGUUUGUUUUUCCUCACGACUUAAUCGUGAUGAACUUAACUAAAAUAGCUUUAUUCAAUAGUUAAUAAUAGCUGAUGCAUGUUAGAAGCUUUCCUUUUGUAAAUAAAAACACAGAUUCAAGACUUGAUCGUUUAAAGAAAGGAUGCAUUAACCGCCAUCUUGGCUGGCAGACAACAAUAUUUAAAAUGAAAUCUGAUCAUUUUAGGAAUUUGACUGCAAAUAAAUGACUCAAUAAAGUCGAGAUUUGAA
Pocillopora damicornis (cauliflower coral) is the source of this 2350-nucleotide messenger RNA. Its product is annotated as germinal-center associated nuclear protein. The record is from RefSeq and is a predicted model, not a curated record. Lineage: Eukaryota; Metazoa; Cnidaria; Anthozoa; Scleractinia; Pocilloporidae. Gene Ontology annotation, molecular function: nucleic acid binding. Gene Ontology annotation, cellular component: nucleus; cytoplasm; transcription export complex 2. Gene Ontology annotation, biological process: mRNA export from nucleus.